GCGCCUCCAGAGCCCCGUUGCGCGGACAGCGAGGAGCUGAGAGACGGGAAGGAAGCGAGCGAGGCGCCGCUAAUGCAGUCUCUGUUGAUUUAUUUCUGUAUUUAUUUUCCGUUUAUUAAUGCAUAGCGUCUGUGUGUUUUAUUCAUUUCCGCUCGGUUAGCUGAGAUAUAUAAUUCACUUUACCGCGACCUGGGUGUGAAGUGGAGUCUCCGGCCUGUGGAAGUGCAUCACGCUGCGAGGAAACAUGAACAAGUUUGACCAUUUGAAGGAUGAUGACAGCGGUGAUCACGAUGACGUUGCCUCUCAGAGUGAGAUGGAUCAGUGUGACUCUGAGAACGCUCACAACAGCAUCAGAAGAAAGCCAACCUCCCCUGGGGCGGGGGAGCACCCCUUACAGUACAACUAUACCUUCUGGUACUCCCGUCGAACCCCCAGCCGGCCUGCGAACACACAGAGCUACGAGCAGAACAUCAAACACAUUGGCAGCGUGGCCUCGGUCGAGCAGUUCUGGAAGUUCUACAGCCACCUGGUGAGACCGGGGGACCUGACUGGACACAGUGACUUCCACAUCUUCAAGGAAGGGAUCAAACCCAUGUGGGAGGACGAGGCGAAUAAGAACGGAGGGAAGUGGAUCAUCCGGCUGCGAAAGGGCCUGGCCUCGCGCUUCUGGGAGAAUAUCAUCCUGGCGAUGCUGGGGGAGCAGUUCAUGGUGGGGGAGGAGAUCUGUGGGGUGGUUGUCUCCAUCAGAUUCCAGGAAGAUAUUUUAUCGAUUUGGAACAAGACUGCCAAUGACCAGGUGACCACGUCCCGAAUCAGAGACACCCUCCGCAGGGUUCUGAACCUGCCCCCCAACACCAUCAUGGAGUACAAGACACACAACGACAGCCUCAAGGAUAAUUCAAGUUUCCGGAACACCAAGAUCGCUCUCUGAAAAAAACGUCGAUUGCUACAAAACAUCUCUCUCUCUCUCUCUG
Polyodon spathula (Mississippi paddlefish) is the source of this 974-nucleotide messenger RNA. It is a transcript of the gene eif4e2rs1, whose product is annotated as eukaryotic translation initiation factor 4E family member 2 related sequence 1. Gene Ontology annotation, biological process: translational initiation. The record is from RefSeq and is a predicted model, not a curated record. Gene Ontology annotation, cellular component: eukaryotic translation initiation factor 4F complex; cytoplasm. The coding region runs from base 245 to 931 and encodes 228 amino acids. NCBI's taxonomy places the organism in Eukaryota, Metazoa, Chordata, Actinopteri, Acipenseriformes, Polyodontidae. Gene Ontology annotation, molecular function: RNA 7-methylguanosine cap binding; translation initiation factor activity. The transcript has 7 exons.